CAAACAGAUAAAAAUUAGAUAAAAAUUAAGUUUAAAAUUAUUCGAAUUAAAAUUGAUUUAAAAGCAGUUAUCGGACACUUUUAAACCUUUAUUUUAAAAUGCUCUUUUCACACAUUUGUCACUCUCGCUCACAAUAGUAACAGAAGGAAACAUUACCAAUGGGAUCCUACAAAUGGGCCGAUGUCGCAAGCAGCGAAUCAUGUGCAUCAUUUGGACGUACAACACUGAUGUUAUUGGAACGACGUGAGCGUUAUGGCACUCACAAGGGUUACCUCGACUGCUCGAACAAGUUGAUUGAUGGCGGUCUUGGCAAGUCGUCUCAUUUCAUGUUCUUGCCUAACGACUCUUACAUUGACAAGAACUCUAUCCCUGAGUUGCACGAGAGUAAACUUAACCUCAACAAGAUUAACAUCAACACUAACGUCGAGAACCCCGUCACAGAUAACAACGUGUUGGACGAUGAUCUCUUAUCACCAUUACUCUACACCAAUUCUGACCUCCCCCCUGAUAAUAAUCCCAAAUCAUUCGCAAACUUUCUAAACAAUUCCACUCACACUCCCAACCUUGUCAAUAAAACUAACUCAACCAAGUCAACCGAACCUUCAUUACCGACACGAGCAAAGUAUACAGCUAAUACAACUAACAUUAGUAAUGUUAACCCUAAAAAUGUUAACCUCACUAAUUUUAAACCUGUUAGUGCUAACUCUGGUGAAACUGUCAACAGUAGUAAGGUUGAUAAGAUAUGUAAUGUAAAUGAUAGUUUAAGAGAGGAAGACAAUAAUGGUAGUAUAAGCAGUCGUGUUAAAUACAAACACUCGUUGAACGCGAUUAACCAGUUAAACCACAAGGCUGGUGAGGAAAAAGAUUUAUGUGAUAAGAGUAGUGUACAGAAGGGGCCUGAUAAAAUGUGUAAAUCAGGUGAAAAGCGCUUGAACAGUGGUGUUGAAAAUUACUAUGACGAGGAGACGAAAAAGAUAAUGAACCCAACGAAGAAGUUUAAGGACGGUAUUAAAAUGUCAAAAAAAGAAAAGGAAGAGAUAUCUAAGGUACUGCUUACAGAGCUGAACAAGAAAUCUAAACCCUUACUGAACGAUGACAAUACUCGCUUUUAUAGUCGUCUUAAAGAUAUCGCUAUAGGAAAGGCAACCAAAGGUUAUCAAAACUAUAUAAGAAUGGUGCCUAAGGAUGAACGUGGACCUGACGAUCCUCAAACUCCAAACACAAAAAAUGUCUCAGCCUCUAAAUUCAGAGCAAUGUACCGUUCAUGGAGGACACAGUUACACAAAUUUGAUAAUAUCAAACACUAAUCUCUUCCAAGGACCACCUAAAUACUGUUCAAUAUAUUUGAUUCUAUCCGA
This is a messenger RNA of Theileria parva strain Muguga, 1358 nucleotides long. RefSeq names its product Histone RNA hairpin-binding protein RNA-binding domain protein. The record is from RefSeq and is a predicted model, not a curated record. The coding region runs from base 159 to 1307 and encodes 382 amino acids. The transcript is spliced from 3 exons. Gene Ontology annotation, molecular function: histone pre-mRNA stem-loop binding; mRNA binding. Gene Ontology annotation, cellular component: cytoplasm; histone pre-mRNA 3'end processing complex. Gene Ontology annotation, biological process: mRNA transport; mRNA 3'-end processing by stem-loop binding and cleavage. NCBI's taxonomy places the organism in Eukaryota, Apicomplexa, Aconoidasida, Piroplasmida, Theileriidae.